AGCCAAAAAUGUCCAAAAGGAGGGCAAGAAAAAAGCCUGCUGAUGAGGCAAGCUUUUACAUUCAGUCUUCAAAGGACAAACCAGGAUUAGUCGAAAGAUUCAUUGACAAACACAAAGGAAGAGGCGUGUUUGCUACCCAGCCCUUUGAGCAAGGAGAUUUCAUCUUAGAAUACAGGGGUCAACUUCUGUCAGCAGAAAAAUGCCAAACUAGAAAGUACUCGGAAAAGGAGAGUACAUUUCUCUUUGACUUUGAAUGGCAGAAUCUUCACUGGUGUAUCGAUGCUUCAGUAGAAGAUGGUUCACUUGGAAGAUUAGUGAAUGACAACCACAAGUCUCCAAAUUGCACCAUGAAAAAAACAAUAGUAAAUGAUAAACCACAUUUGUGCCUGUUUGCCAUUAAAAACAUAAAAAUAGGAACUGAAAUUGAUCACAACUAUGGUAAUUCUAAAUGGCCAUGGCGUGAAAAAGCUGCUGCUGCUUCUGCUGCAGUUGAGCCAUCCAGAAAGCUGUGUGACUAUUCCCAGGAUGACAGCAUCAAACAGGAUUCCAGCCUCCAGCUGCUGCUUCUGCUGAAUUUGACUCAUCCAGAAAGCUGUGUGACUAUUCCCAGGAUGACAGCAUCAAACAGGAUUCCAGCCUCCAGUUGAAAGGCUCUCAGGCUCCUGCUGCUUCUGCUGAAGUUGAGCCAUCCAGAAAGCUGUGUGACUAUUCCCAGGAUGACAGCAUCAAACAGGAUUCCAGCCUCCAG
Messenger RNA from Austrofundulus limnaeus, 748 nucleotides. RefSeq names its product N-lysine methyltransferase SETD8-A. Gene Ontology annotation, molecular function: protein binding; histone H4K20 methyltransferase activity; transcription regulator activity. Gene Ontology annotation, cellular component: polytene chromosome; nucleus. Gene Ontology annotation, biological process: regulation of DNA damage response, signal transduction by p53 class mediator; regulation of transcription by RNA polymerase II. The record is from RefSeq and is a predicted model, not a curated record. Lineage: Eukaryota; Metazoa; Chordata; Actinopteri; Cyprinodontiformes; Rivulidae.